ACACAGUGAGAGUGAAAUUACUGUGGUGUCAUAUUCACACGCUUGUCUGCAGGGUCUCAUCAAAGUUCAUUUUAGAUUCUGUCUGGAAAAUCAGAGAACAUUCAGAAUGAGUUUCCAGGUCUGUUUUCUAGACAGACGAACAGGGACUAAAAUAAAAGUGUCUGUGGCGAACUCUGAGGAGGAAUUCAGAAACACCACAGUUGAAGAGUUAAAAAGAAAACUCUUGUCUGAAGACAGCAGAUAUAAACACUGUGGACUUUACUGCAAUCACAAGCUUCUGUUUCAUGAUCGUACACUUGGCUCUCAUGGCAUUAAACACAAUGAUAUUAUUGUGACUGAACCACCGAUGCGUCCACAAUCUCUCUCAUCUGAAGAUGAAUGUGAAGGUGAAUUCAUAUCCAGGACUAAAUCUAUGGAAAAAUUAACUCUGAGCAUGUAAAUGCAUUUGAUGCACACUGAAUUCAGAGGAAAUGUAAAGUAUUUAUUAAUUAGUUCAGUGCAUCAUUAAUGAAACCACUUCACAUGAUCCACAGAGAAUUAUUAAUAUAUUCAUAUUGAGUGUUGAUCAGAUGAAGUGUAAUAUCAAUCUAAUUUACUUCAUUCACUGUCAACUCAACAUAAAACAUAGACGUAUAUGAUGGAGUUUGUGUUUUCAUGUGUCUCUGUACGUUCAUAUGCAAAUAUUGUACAUUAUCCUUUCUUUUGUUUACAUUUAUUAAAUCAAACAUGCCAU
Labeo rohita (rohu) is the source of this 733-nucleotide messenger RNA. RefSeq lists its product as uncharacterized. NCBI's taxonomy places the organism in Eukaryota, Metazoa, Chordata, Actinopteri, Cypriniformes, Cyprinidae. The record is from RefSeq and is a predicted model, not a curated record. The coding region runs from base 107 to 439 and encodes 110 amino acids. The transcript is spliced from 3 exons.